UCACUGUUACACCUUAUUGAUGAGUCAUCCGCAGCUGUCCUCUCUUCCUGCAGGUAAAUCUGCGGUCCUGCAGAGAGCCAUCGUUGCCGCAAUCAGAGCUCAGCUCUCUGUGCCCUGGCUGCCUCCAAACUGCAGACUGCCUCUGCACAGUCAGACACAAAGUCCAGGAGCAUUGCACAGCUUUCAUGUCCAGCCUCUGAGCUUAGCACACUGUUCUCCUGGGAAGAAGCCGCUGAAAGAGGUGAAGGACUACCAUCGAGACAUUCUUCCCCCUGUGACUGCACAGCCUUCCCAUCAUGCCUCAGUGGUGGCGUCCAUAUUGGAGCAGCAUACAGCAGAGCUCAGCGCUGCUCAGGAGUGGGACAGCGAGUGGAACAGUCAGGGCCUCCUGUCCCGCCUCAAACCACAGGCAAACCCUCACACUGAGUCACCUUAAAGUCCUUAUCUUACAUUAAAAACUGUUUUUGGCAGUUGAUUUCUGGGGGGUGUAUGCAACAGAUAGUC
Messenger RNA from Notothenia coriiceps (black rockcod), 504 nucleotides. Its product is annotated as coiled-coil domain-containing protein 22-like. Gene Ontology annotation, biological process: positive regulation of ubiquitin-dependent protein catabolic process. Gene Ontology annotation, molecular function: cullin family protein binding. The transcript has 3 exons. Lineage: Eukaryota; Metazoa; Chordata; Actinopteri; Perciformes; Nototheniidae. Bases 20 to 436 code for a protein of 138 amino acids. The record is from RefSeq and is a predicted model, not a curated record.